Messenger RNA from Drosophila obscura, 4449 nucleotides. RefSeq lists its product as uncharacterized. The record is from RefSeq and is a predicted model, not a curated record. NCBI's taxonomy places the organism in Eukaryota, Metazoa, Arthropoda, Insecta, Diptera, Drosophilidae.
ACCACAAAGAAGUUGAAAACAAAAUCCGAGCAGCUGUUCCAACAUUCAACUUGGUCACACUGCUCGGGAACGCUGCAGAACCCAACACUGGUCGCGCGGCAACACGUGCGCCUUUUGGUUAGUAAACAGCAUGGGCUCGGGCAAAGAAUGCAUAGCCUGGCUGACGGACGAGGCAACCCCGUAUCCGGAACGGGUCGAGUUUGGCCUGAAUGUGUGGCAAUCUGUGGAUUAUACGUAUCCGAACAAAUACGAAGUGUUCAUAGAAUGGCUGGCCAAGUCCCUGCCCGGCAACGAGCUGCCGGUGGUCCAACUGAUGCGACUGUUCCAGCUGCGUGCGCAGCCGGGCAUGGUCAGCCAGGACUGCAAGGCCUCGUUGAUCCAGGCGCUGUUGAACACCAUUGAUCCCGCCAAAUGUCAGGACAACACUGCCCUCAAGCUGCUGCAAAACAUGUUCAACUUUGAUCUGCUCCAGGAUGUACUGCGAGCUGACUUCCCACUAAUCUGCCGCUGCUAUGGCGUACUCUUCGACUGCCAGCAAAGGUGCCUGAAGCUAAGAACCGAAGCACAGGCAGAGGAGGAUCUGCAGACGGACGCGGAAAUCGUUGUGGCCAUGAUCAAACAGCUGGCCGAGAUUGCUCGCCGUUCCCAGAAGGUCCGCAAGCUCCGAACCUGCUACGAUGAGCUGACAGUGCGUCCGCUGGUAGAGCUGAUCCUCAACCUGAAGUCCUCGUGCAUCGAGGAGAUGGCUGGCCUGGAAAAGCAGCUGCAAGGCGAGUUCAUCCUACCGCGCAUCUCCGGCCAGCCCCUGCACGUGGUGCUGCUGCUCCUCGAGUGCAGCGUGCUGAAUAACCGCUACAACACGGACACUCUGUCCCAACUCCUUAGGAUGGUAUUCGAAGAGAAAGCUGCCGCCGGGCCGCAGCACAGCCUGACCCUGGCCGCCCACUUGCUGGAGACUCUGCGCAAGUACGACGUAUCCCUGCAAUUUCCAAUGGCAGAGGAGCAGCUGAAUGACGACGAGCCAGACACAAAUCCCAAUCCAGAGGCGUCCUCCGAUGAGGAGAGUGAUUCGAUGGAUGUACCAGAGACAAAGGCAAAGAAGAAGGCUAAGCCAAAGGCAAAGAAAGGGACGGGGACGGACGAAAAUGUUAAGCAAGCGAGUGCCUUUGUGUAUGUAUCGGAGCAACUGCAGCAGCUGGUCAAGACACACAAGCAGCACCAUCUGCGGCCAGUGCUGAUGGUGCUGUGCUCUGCACUGCGCCUGAAUCCUCUGCUGCUGGAGUCCAGCAGCUAUCAGAUCACCAUCUGGAUGAUGACAGCCCCCAAGAGGACCGCCGAGGAGGAGCAUCUGUAUUCCGCGUACCUGGUGCUGUUGCUGGACAUGUUUCGGCGCCUGAGUCGAUCCGAGCGCUUCAUUAUGAAUCUGCUCAAGUCGCUCAAGGAUUGGCUGGCCAAAUACCCGCUGCCAGUGACGGGGGCCCCCGGCAAGAGGAAGCGCGAGCAGGAGCCCGCGAAGAGCGAAGACCUCGACGCCGCGGAGAAGCGUUUCAUCAGCCUGAUCUUUGCAGAAUGCGUGCCAGUGCCAAGCGCGUCCGAGACCGAACGGCAGAACGAUGAGUUCAAGCAUUUGGCACACUUCUGGCCCAGCCAUUCGGCCGGUGCCGCCUUCUCGGCGCUGGUCGGCCUUCUCAAGGCGAAGCCCUCGAUGGUGAUCUGGAAGACGCUGCUGCACGCCCUGAUGGAGCUCCUGCAGGACGCUCCACCCACAGAGAUCCUGCCAGCGAACCAGGAGUUUGCCCGAGAGCUGAUCGUCGCCCUGCUCUGUCAGUAUCUGCAGGGCACCCGCCUCACCGAGCAUCUGCACCUGUACCUGGAUGAGGUGGACGAACAGAUGAACCGCACGGCCGAGUUGCUGGAGCGGUUUGGCCGCCUGCUGCUCAGCCAGGAGCACAACCGCCGCUCCAUGGACGCCUUUCUCGAGUGCCUGAAGUGGGCCAGCAGCUACGAGGUGCUCCUGUUCCACUAUUGGACGGACGCCAAGCCUAGGACCCACACCCACCGACGCCGCUGCUUCCUGCCGCCCGACCAGUGGCGGCUCAUCCAGCAGCGGGUCUUUAACUUCGGAAAGACCGCCUGUGGCCAGCGCCUGCAGCGCCUCGAGCAGCAGCUGGUCGAUAGCGGCUGGCUGGCGGAGGAGGCCCUGGCCGAUGUGGUCAGCAAGCAGCAGCUGCACAUGCUUACGCGGCAACAGAAGCAGCUGCGCAUCCAACAAAAGCUGAGCGACAUGGAUCGGGACACGCUCAUGGAGGAUGCCGAGUGCGUGGAGCUGCUUUGUCUACAGCAACUGAACGAUUAUGCUGCGACCGUGCGGACAGCCAAUGUCAAGGGUUCGCUGCUGGCCAAACUGAAGCUGGAAGAGCUGCCAGAGGAGGCCCAUCUGGUGGCCACCAUCCACAAGAAGGCGGCGCCCGGCAAGGAGUUGCAGCUGCCCCCCGCCCAGGAGCUGAUUGAGUUUCUGCAAAGGCAGCAUCACAACGAGCUGCCCGGCAAGAUUAAGUUCCGUCUCUGGCUGACGUUGCUCGCCCUCCACCAUGAUCUGAGUCGCAGCGACCAGCAAGAGCAGGCCAAGGAUGUGCUGGAGCUGCUAAUAGAUCUGAUGCACUUUGGUCAGCCGCUGGCCAUCUGCAGCCACUUUGAAAAGCUGAGGGAGCUGCUGUCCUUGGUGCCCACCACCUCGGCGACUAGUUGGAAGUUCUACGAGACGCUCUUCUCUCGCUGCAUCCGCCUUCAUGCAGCUGGCAGCGAAGCCUUCCUUGCCAGCUGCUCGCAGUAUAUCAAGGAGGAGCUGAACGGCACCAUGAAGCUGCCCGCGGAGGCAUUACGUUUCCUGCUGCUGGCCAUUGAAACCACGGCGGCCGCCACAGGACCCCAUGCCAAGCAUAUGCAGCGACAAGUGCAGCCGCUGCUCGAUAUCUUUGGCCAGAUUGUGGCGCACAAGUUCCGACCGACAAAGAAGAAGGAAACGUCCGACUACAAGUUGUUUGUGGAUGAAACCAUCAAGAGCUACGGCACCUAUUUAAGUGGCUGCAUCAAUCGGUCAGACAAGCUGAAGAGGGCACCUGCAUCUGCACCCCCACCCGCAUCCGAGGACGCCCAGUCAGCCGAGACGGCGGAGGCGGCGCAGGAGCUGGAAACCAUAAAUGAGGACUUUCGUCGCAUCUGCAAGAUCUACAUUGGACACUCGCUGAACUACAAGAAUCCCCAUGCCCUGAGGCUGCUGAAUGUGGCCAUCUCGCAUCGCCAGAAGCUGCACUUUGAUCCAGACGAAGUCGAAUUCGUGCUGAGCAGCUAUUGGAAGCAGCUCUACUCGGAUAUAGCUGCCGGCGAUAUUGCAGCGCUGGAUGUCAACUGCCUGGAGCUGGCCUUUCCGCUGAUCAUUGGCUACAAGACCAAGGAGGAUCUGUUGGUUCUGCUGCGCACGCUCACCUCGGAGGUGCAGGGUUUGCCCUCGCCCCUAAGCCCGGCCCACCGGAUCGAGCUGCAGAAUGUCCUAACCAUACUGUCCUUCGUCGCCAAGUGCUCUGUGAGCACCAUCAAGGGAGCGAUGAUCAACAAACAUUUCGAGAUUGUCAGCACCAACGUGGCCGGCCGCCUGAAGGACAACGCCCACAACAGUAAGUGCCUCGCCCUCGUCCUGCUGGAGGCUCAGCGCCACUUGGCCAACAACCGAACAGUGCCGCUGACAAACGAGUCCCUCGAGUACCUGUUCGGCACCAUGAGUGUGGUGGCCAUCGAUCAAUUCAUCGACCGCGGCGGCAACUGGGCCGACUUUAGCCAGCUCUAUGCGGCGCUCACCGACAACUGUGUGGGGCUGCUGCGGCAGCAUUCGAACCUGGUGUCCGAUCGGGCUGGCCAGCUGUCCGCUGUCUGUGAGACUCUGAUAAAGGCCAUUGUCGGCUAUCGGUCCGGCCGACAGCGGGCCCAGGACCUCACUGAGACGGAGCUGGACGGACUCGCCGAGCUGGGCCUCAAGCUGGCCACGGUGAUGGCCAACAUUGGGGCCACCCAGUCGCUGCCCUUGAAGCGAGUCGCUCCGUUCCUCCUGACAUUCACCAUCAACCAGAUGGUGGAAACGGAGCGCCCAACCACCAUCUUUGAAAAGGUCAAAGUGAACAUGGAGCGCGUGUGCCACGAACUGAUUGGCAUAAGCGACCACCGGUCGGGACAGUUCGUCCUGCGGCACAACACCACAGCGGGGUCGAACAUGUACAGCAGGCUGCUCAAGGAUCACGACAAGUAUCACAAGUUCCGUGGCAAGGUGUAAGGAGUGAGGCAGGGGGAACGAAAUCCUCAUAUCUUUUUGUUACUCCACAAAAUACAUUUAUCUCUACAUUAGCACAUGUACAUAAAUUAAUAAAGAAGCCAACAAACACAGACACAAGAGACACA